CAAAUACAAGGAAUUCUACGCGAAAACAAUAUAACAGACGAAGAUGUUGAAUACUGGUUUCAAAGAAAAGCGAAAGUUAAAGACGUUGUAUUGAGCGUUAGUCUGUCUGUCUGGCGGAAGUCUUUGGACCCACGAUUUCCGUCAAGUCGCGUGGACGCUGUUAUCUUUGCACACAAUAAAAAUCAUUCCAUCGCCAUAGAAAUUCAGAACCAUUUUCAAAAGAUUUUGUUCCAACUUGAACCAAAAAUUGAAAUUUUCUCGAAAGAGUCGUGGACACCCGUCGACAAUGGUUCCAUGCAUUUUAAAACCAACGACGGUAAAGAGGUAUCGGCUUCUUUAGGGUUUUUGGUGGUGACCCCAGAGUUUUGCACGGAGGAAUGGGGAACACUGGCCGGACAACCGUUCUUUCAAAGAGCCAUGUAUGACAAAGACGUAACCAUUGUCCCCGUUUUAGUGAAUAACCCGCGUCAUAUGAAAGAAAAAAUCCCGCUCAGAAUCAAAUGCUUGAGGUCCGUUGACUUUUACAACAAAGAUGACAUUAUUUCUCAGAAAACAGAAGACACCUUUUUAAAACCAGCGAUUAAAAACAGAGUGAACAAAGAGAAGGAAGAGCUAAGAAAUCACAUCUAUUGGUUGUACUGGAACGUCAUUGCCAACUUACCGGAAAUUAAGGAGUACCACUAUCCAUGGUCAUACCCUCAACACAAGAGAUCUAGAAUGCCUUCACAGGAUGAUUCGGAUUAUUACUCACAUAGCACCUACCAAUCAUACAGCCAACAAUCCUCUUCACCGAACGGAAAGGGAGACCAAACCACUGGACAGGGCUUAAAUAGUGAUUCUGCUUACGGCAGCGAUGAGCGCAACAGCCAGUGGCCAGAGUCUACAGGUUCGGCGCCAUGUGAAGAUGAAGACAAGACAAGUCUCCACUCCAACCAGUCAGCAAACGAUAUGAAUGACCUCCCACACGCGCCAUCUCUAAACCUUCGAUCUUUGAGGGAGUCAAUGUCAACGGUGAAAUCACAAAAACACAAGACCCAUUCACCAUUACACAGAGAUAUUGGUGAACAGCGAUCGUCAAAUGGAACAUCAUCAUCUCAGGACGAAACGGACGUCAAGAGGCAUUUUUCCCACACCACUAAACCUAAUACACCUAAAACAACAACGUCAUGCUCAAAUUCGGAUUUCAGUAUCCAAAACUCAACAAAAUCAAACGCUUUAUUCAAUACAAAGCCAUCAUUAGAACAUCGCUUGCCAGUUGCAGUGGAGGUUGAAUGCAACAAUCUUUUAACUUUAUCAUCGCACAACUCAAACAAAAACAUUCCAUCAACAGAUAUUCAUGAUGCAUCAGAAGUUCCAAACUCAAAUCUAAGCUCCAGAUGAUCGUCAAUUGACCACAGAAAUAGAAGCAACAGGAGAGAAACAACACAAACCGAAUUCAAACAGUCACCCACACCUCAACCGAUCAAUGUCAGUAACACGCUUUGGAACUCUCAUUCGAUAACUAGGUCGAGUGAUUCUUCGCAUACGGACGGGUCAGUAACAGACUCUAAGAACAUCCACCGGCCUGCAUAUAACUAUGGUCAUCCACAACCCCAGCUUCUACACUUGCAAAUUGACAAAUUACCAUCCGUAGAUUUAACUUCUCGUUAUAUGUCGACUUCAGAACCGCCAUUAAACAAUUCUGCGAUGAGCAGACGAUCAGUAAGCAUUAGCUUUCAACCUCCGCCAAAUUCUCAUGAGAUUUCUAUAGACUCAUUUCCAUCAGAAAUAGAACAGACAACUACAUCCUUCAAGACCGCUCCUUUUCCCGUCCGUGACAUCACACAUUACUUUCGACCGUCAGGAGACUGUGUUGUUGCUCCGUCGUCGGGAUAUUGGGAUUCACGAAGAGAUGCAUCGGUGA
This is a messenger RNA of Magallana angulata, 1903 nucleotides long. RefSeq lists its product as uncharacterized. Bases 295 to 1380 code for a protein of 361 amino acids. The transcript has a single exon. NCBI's taxonomy places the organism in Eukaryota, Metazoa, Mollusca, Bivalvia, Ostreida, Ostreidae. The record is from RefSeq and is a predicted model, not a curated record.